This is a messenger RNA of Penicillium concentricum, 813 nucleotides long. RefSeq lists its product as uncharacterized. The transcript is spliced from 4 exons. The record is from RefSeq and is a predicted model, not a curated record. Gene Ontology annotation, molecular function: glycosyltransferase activity. Lineage: Eukaryota; Fungi; Ascomycota; Eurotiomycetes; Eurotiales; Aspergillaceae. The coding region runs from base 1 to 813 and encodes 270 amino acids.
AUGCUAUUCGAGAGCCUCCACCGGCUUGGAAGUAAAGCUGAUCGCGUGUUAAUGUACCCCUCUGAGUGGUACGUUUCUGAAGAAGGUGGUUCAAGGGAAAGCUGUAUGCUUCGCUAUGCACGGAACCAUUAUGGGGUCAAGCUCAAGCCAAUCGAGAUACAAAUAAAUUCUGGGAGUGAUGUAACGUGGUCAAAGAGCUGCACAAAGCUGCUCGCCUUUAACCAAACAGAGUACGACCGGGUUCUUAACUUGGAUUCAGAUGCAACCAUUCUGCAGACCAUGGACGAGUUAUUCCUAGCGCCCUCCAGCCCUGUCGCCAUGCCCUUAGCUUACUGGACAGAUCCGGAAAAGCGAAUUUUCACCUCUGCGGUCAUUCUCAUUCAACCUUCUGCAGCUGCCUUUGAUCGCACGAUGAAUGCAAUUUCUACCGCCAACUCUAGCACCUUUGACAUGGAGAUUAUGAACAACAUGUAUAAAGAUACUACACUUACUAUCCCGCAUCGGCCGUAUAUUCUUCUGACUGGGGAAUUCCGCUCCAAUAAGCACGAGGCAUAUCUAGGGAAUUCAGGCGAAACGUGGGAUGCCGAAAAGGUCUUUAAAGAGGCUAAAUAUUUGCACUUUUCCGAUUGGCCUGUUCCUAAGCCAUGGAUUAAAGCUCUCCCUGAUGUGGUCGAAGAUUCGCAGCCUCAAUGCGAGUUGAACCCGGCAACUGGUUAUAAGGAUGACUGCCGCGUCAAAAACCUUUGGUUGGGAGUUUAUGAGGACUUUAAGGUCAGACGAGAGGUAUUUCAAGAUCCUCCUUAUACAUAUUAA